AUGAACAUCUUGAUUGACAACAAAGUCUCGACCCUGAAUGCCAGCGAUCCUAGGAUCAGGUCCAGAACCGACAAAUCCCUGUCAGCAUCCUCUCCGACAACAGAAGUAGCUACACCUAGCCCAGAAUUGAAUUCCAAUGUCGAGGGUUUGGGACUAAGCAAACCAGCAAAGGAGGACAAAUAUCCCAAAUUCCAGGUAAAACCAUGGCAUUCGAUCGUUCCAAGCUCCGAUAAUUCGACGAGUAUUCCCGAGGAGGUUGAUUCUACAGGUGUAUAG
Morchella sextelata is the source of this 276-nucleotide messenger RNA. RefSeq lists its product as uncharacterized. The transcript is spliced from 2 exons. The record is from RefSeq and is a predicted model, not a curated record. The coding region runs from base 1 to 276 and encodes 91 amino acids. Lineage: Eukaryota; Fungi; Ascomycota; Pezizomycetes; Pezizales; Morchellaceae.